This is a messenger RNA of Spinacia oleracea (spinach), 1797 nucleotides long. RefSeq lists its product as uncharacterized. NCBI's taxonomy places the organism in Eukaryota, Viridiplantae, Streptophyta, Magnoliopsida, Caryophyllales, Amaranthaceae. Bases 1 to 1797 code for a protein of 598 amino acids. The transcript has a single exon. The record is from RefSeq and is a predicted model, not a curated record.
AUGGCAUGGAAUUGUAGGGGGUUGAACUCAUCGGAUGACCCUACAAUUCCAUUUUUGCUCUGGACCAUCCGAAAAUUUUCUGUUAAAGUGCUCUUUCUAAUGGAAACUAAGGCUAAUUGUAAUGUUAUUAGUAAAGUAGCUAGAAUGCUUAAUUUCGGAAAAUAUGACUAUGUAGAAGCACCUAACUAUGUAGGUGGAUUAGCAAUUUUUUUGUGCCCUUUUGUGAAGCUCUCAGUUGUGAAAAAGUCCACAAAUUUUAUACUUUGUAAAGUGGCAGAUGUAAUUGGGCAAGUAUUAUAUGAAUGGGAUUUACUUUUGUUUUAUGGUUCGCCUUACAUUGAAAUUAGGGAGAGAGUAUGGAAUUCAGUAGAUGAAGUUUUAAAUAUCACAUGUGGUAGAAUGCUUAUGUUAGGGGAUUUUAACCAAGUUGAAUACCACAGUCAGAAAUUAGGUGGAUCUCAAAAUAUUCUGGGAAAGGAGAAAUUUAUGUUAUGGAGGCAAAAAUGGAAACUAGUUGAUAUCCCAUUCCAUGGAGUUAAUUUUACAUGGUGCAACAAUAGAACUGAUAAAGAGUGUAUAUAUGAAAGAUUAGAUAGAGGAUAUGCGACAGAUGAAUGGUAUCAAAUAUUUCCAGAAGCUAGCAUCCUAAACUUGCCAAUUCUUGUUUCUGAUCAUUCCCCCAUCAUUUUGGAGACAGUAACUGAUAAAAAGAAAAAAGGUAGAGUAAGGAAAAUUAAAAGUUGGUGCCUAGACAUGGAUAAACCAAAGGAGAUUGUGGCUAUUAAUUGGAAAGUAGAAUUAGAUGGAUCCCCUAUGUAUAAGUGUUAUAGGAAACUUCAACAAAUUAAAUAUGACAUGUUUUCAUGGUGCAAAGAAUUUCAGAUGGCUAAUAAUAUAAUUUGGGAUGAUUUAAUGGAUAUUUGUGAUAACAAUCAACGGCAAUUGCAAAAGUAUACUCAUCACAACAUUUGGGAAAAUAUAAGGCAAGAAAGGAAAACAAGGGAAGAAUGUUUUGAUAAAGCACUCAUCAAGUUAGCCUAUUGGAAACAAAGAGCCAAGGGCAAGUGGACUGCUUUGGGAGAUAGUAACACAUCCUUCUUUUUUAGAUGUGCUAAACAGAGGAAAACCAGAAAUGCAAUUAAAAUGAUUCAAAGUGAUGAUGGUAAUCGGGUGUCGGAUUCAGAUGGGAUAAAGGAUGUUAUUUGUAAGUAUUUUAAGAAUUUGUUCAAAGCAGAUGAAUGUGUGGAGUCCAUGAGAAUUCCUGAUGAAGUAAGAAAUUUAAUUCCAAAAUUAGAUAGCCAACAAAUUGCUAGAUUGGAUGAAAACUUCACUGAGCAAGAUGUUAAAACAGCGGUGUUUCAAAUUGGUGGAUUGAAGGCUCCAGGCCCUGAUGGUAUUCCUGCCAUUUUCUAUCACAAAGCUUGGGAAAUCAUAGGAAAAGACAUAACAGAAGCUGUUUUGUAUGUCUUUAGGACAGGAUUUAUACUUAGAGAAUGGAAUCAGACGUUAAUAGCCCUCAUACCAAAAGUAGAAAGUCCAGAAAAAGCGGCUCAAUUUCGCCCUAUCAGUUUAUGCAAUGUUAUUUAUAAAAUAAUAUCCAAAUGCAUCACAAACAGAUUGAAAGUUAUCAUGCAGCAAAUUGUUGGACCUUUUCAGAAUGCUUUUGUGCCUAAGAGAUACAUGGGAGACAAUUGCCUUCUUGCGCAUGAGAUCAUGACAUACAUAAAAAGGAAAAAGAAAGGAUUAGAGAGAUAUGCAAUUCUGAAGGUUGACAUGAACAAAGAUAUGACAGGGUAA